This is a messenger RNA of Fomitiporia mediterranea MF3/22, 2661 nucleotides long. RefSeq lists its product as uncharacterized. NCBI's taxonomy places the organism in Eukaryota, Fungi, Basidiomycota, Agaricomycetes, Hymenochaetales, Hymenochaetaceae. Gene Ontology annotation, molecular function: protein binding. The coding region runs from base 1 to 2661 and encodes 886 amino acids. The record is from RefSeq and is a predicted model, not a curated record. The transcript has 3 exons.
AUGGGGUCAAGCACUACAUCUAGUCAAGAUUCUCUUGAGGAUUCUGUUGAUCUUGACAAUCCGUGGACACAUUACAAUCUUGCCCUCGAACACUGGGAGCACUUCGAGCAAUCAUGGGAACGGGAAGAACUUGAAAAGUCCAUUAUUCACAAUCGUACUGCUCUAGAACUUUGCCCUAAAGGACAUCCUGAUUGCUCGGACUUUUUGUAUAACCUUGCACUAUGUCUUUAUUCACGAUAUGAACAUUGGGGCCAAAUCGAAGAUCUAGAAGAAUCCAUUGAGUUGGGCCGAGCUGCCCUCAAGCUUCGACCCGAAGGCCAUCCUGAUGGUUCCAGUUCUCUCAACAACCUUGCGAGCUCUCUGACAAUCCGAUACAAGCAGCAAGGAAGGACGGAGGACCUCGAGGAAGCCAUUGAGUUGCACCGAGCCACCCUCGAGCUUCGACCCGAAGGCCAUCCUCGUCGUUCCAUCUCUCUCAACAACCUUGCGAACGCUCUGAUAACUCGAUACGAGCAGCAAGGAAGAGUGGAGGACCUCGAGGAAGCCAUCGAGUUGCACCGAGCCGCCCUCGAGCUUCUCCCCGAAGGCCAUCCUGAUCGUUUCAUGUCUCUCAACAAUCUUGCGAACUCUCUGACAACCCGAUAUGAGCAGCAAGGAAGGACAGAGGACCUCGAGGAAGCCAUCGAGUUGCACCGAGCCACCCUCGAGCUUCUCCCCGAAGGCCAUCCUCGUCGUUCCAGUUCUCUCAACAACCUUGCGAGCGCUCUGACGACCCGAUACUACCAGCAGGGAAGUAUGGAGGACCUCGAGGAAGCCAUCGAGUUGCACCGAGCCGCCCUCGAGCUUCUCCCCGAAGGCCAUCCUGAUCGUUCCAUGUCUCUCAACAAUCUUGCGAACUCUCUGACAACCCAAUAUGAGCAGCAAGGAAGGAAAGAGGACCUCGAGGAAACCAUCGAGUUGAACCGAGCCGCCCUCGAGCUUUUCCCCGAUGGCCACCCUGAUAGUUCCAGUUCUCUCAACAACCUUGCGAACGCUCUGACGACCCGAUACGGGCAGCAGGGAAGGAUAGAGGAUCUCGAGAAAGCCAUCGAGUUGCACCGAGCUGCCCUCGACCUUCGACCCGAAGGCCAUCCUGAUCCAUUCUCGGGAUUGUUGGUCCGCCUUCCUGCCGCCCAACGAUGGGUAACACUUGCGCGAUUGCACAAUCACAUCUCCACCUUUACCGCAUACGAAGCAACCACAUCGAUCCUUCAAUACGCUCUCACUAUAAAUCCAACUCUUCGCGAACAACAUGAUUUUCUUCUUAGGAAUGGCGAUUACAGGAUGCUUGCCUUGGACGCCGCUUCCUACGCGAUAGAGAAAGGUCAAUUAGAGCAGGCUGUAGAGAUAUUGGAGCAAGGAAGAGGCUUACUUUGGUCACAGCUGCGCGGUCUUAGGACCCCUCUGGAUCAGCUUGCAGAAAUGAACGAAGGACUUGCCGACAGAUUCAGGGAUCUAUUGAGGUUGAAGAAGCAACUCUCGCACGAGCAAGAUGAGAUUAUUAACGAGAUCCGACGAGUGCCUGGAUUCGAGAGCUUCCUUGCAGCUACGCCAUUUAAAGAGCUGCAGUGGGCAGCGUCAGAAGGACCGAUCAUCAUCGUGAACCAUAGCAAAUAUCGAUCCGAUGCCCUCAUUAUCCUCCCUUAUGAUGUCUCAGCAGUUGUCUGCGUUCAGCUGGACAAAGAGUUCUAUAACGACAGCAUCAAGCUAUGUAACGAACUUGUGGAAACACGCGGACGACUCAAAUCGGACCCGGUAGAAUAUGACAAGAAACUUUGUGAAGCGAUGAGGAUGUUAUGGGAUAGAGCUGUUUCCAAAGUUGUUGAUAAAUUUUCAGAAUGCGGUGUCGAAAAAGGAUCUCGGAUCUGGUGGUGUCCUACAUCGGUGUUAUCUGCGCUCCCAUUCCAUGCCGCAGGACCAUAUAAGGAUGCAGAUGGGACUACAAAGUACUUAUUAGAUGACUAUAUUUCGUCAUAUACUCCGACAAUCGGCGCACUCAUCAGUGCCCGAUCCAAGGUUAGCAUGAGUGAACCAAAAUUGCUUAUUGUCGGAGAUACUGCUACGCUUCGAUCAACUCGACAGGAAAUUCGGGACAUUCGGAACUGCUUAGGGUGUGACAAAUCAGCAACUACGGUACUGCUCGAUCGCAGAGCGUCUCAUCGUACAGUAUUGACGAUGCUUCAGAAGGUCACAUGGGUUCACUUCGCUUGCCAUGGCCACUUAGACCCGAAACCAUUUGAUUCAUCGUUCAAACUCUCUGGCCGAAAUUUGACAUUACUCGAUGUCAUCCGAGCAAACGUCCCGAAUGCGGAGUUCGCAUUUCUCUCUGCUUGCCACACUGCCGAGUUGUCUCAUUCUGGUGCACACGACGAAGCACUUCAUCUCUCAGCGGCCAUGCAAUUCAGUGGGUUCCGAAGUGUGAUCGGGACAAUGUGGGAGUUAUACGACGAGGAUGGGCCUCACUUCGCUCGGGUCGUUUACGAAUAUAUGAAUGACUGUGAAGACAGCGAAGUGAAGUAUAAGCGGGCAGCUGCAGGACUUCGGAAAGCGGCAUUAGAGUUGAGAGCAAGGGAAGGAAUUCCGACUGAACGAUGGGUUAAUUUCGUGCAUAUAGGUGCUUGA